AUGGAUUCAUGGUCUGAUCUCCAGAUCAAGAAAAUGGAAGCCGGUGGUAACCGCAAUCUCAAUUCGUUUCUCUCUCAAUACGGAAUUCCCAAGGAAACAGAUAUUAUAACUAAGUAUAAUUCUAACGCGGCUUCGAUCUACCGCGAUCGGAUUCAGGCUCUCGCUGAAGGUCGCUCGUGGCGGGAUCCGCCGGUUGUUAAGGAGAAUGCUAAUACUAAUUCUCGAUCUGGUAAUGGUAAUGGUAAGGGGAAGCCGCCUCUUGCUGCUGGUUCUAAUGGAGGUUGGGAUGAUAAUUGGGGUAAUGAUAAUGAUGAUGGUUAUGGAUCUCGCGGCGGGUGGUGGUGA
Vicia faba (fava bean) is the source of this 345-nucleotide messenger RNA. Lineage: Eukaryota; Viridiplantae; Streptophyta; Magnoliopsida; Fabales; Fabaceae. The record is from the annotation of a GenBank genome assembly.